AUGGCAUCUUCAGCAACUACCUCUGAAUCCAUAGAGCACUCCACUAUUGAUAAUUUGGCAAAAAACCAAGAGUAUGUCCCUUCCCCUUUUGCAAUUCAAUCUAUCAAUGCUGGGGAUGACCUUCCUUCAACAUUGCUACAAGUUUUGUCAUUUCAGAAAAUGCAGAACAACACAGAUGAUACUGACAGACAUAAAUUAGUGUUAUCUGAUGGCAAAUACAUACAGUUGGCAAUCUUGCCUUCUAAAUAUGCUACUCUGAUAGAUUCAGAUAUUCUAAAAAUAGGCACAAUAGUCCAGUUAUCGAGCUAUACAUGCCGAUACAUCUGGAACACAAGGACUAUUGUAGUACUGAGUCUGGAAGUGAAACAAAGUGAUUGCCCGUUCUUUGGUAAACCAGAAUAUCUAUUCAAAGAACAACAACCAAAAAUUAUGUCUGAGGACAGACCAUCAACAUCUAAAUGGUCGCUUCAGUUUGCAACUGAAUUGCCAUCCCCACAAACAACAACUUCUGAAAAUAUAAGUCCUAUCAAAACUUUGAAUCCAUACCAAAAUAAAUGGACAAUCAAAGGGAGAGUUACUCAUAAACGGCCUAUUAAGGCAUAUAGCAUAGCCACCAAAAAUGGCCAUGUCUUUAGCUUUGACAUUGUUGAUUGUGAUGGUUCUGAAAUUAGAAUUACAUGUUUUGAUGAGAUAGCUAAGUUACACUCUAACCGUAUGGACAUAGGUUUACAUUAUAUUAUUUCAAAAGGAUCUGUUAAGGAGGCAAAUGCAAGGUACAACAAGCUAAACAGUCAUUUAGAAAUCACCUUGUCUGAUACAUCCAUAGUAAAAUGUUGCACCAACGAAGAACAAGCAGAUCAACAAAGACCUCCUUUCACGCCCAUUAGUGAAUUGUUUCAACUAACAAAUAACACACUGGUUGAUGUAAUUGGUCUUGUUCUAUAUGUUGGAGAUAUCAUUCCUAUUCAUAGGAAAGAUGGCAGUCAAACACAAAAAUGUGUGGUGAAAAUUAAUGAUCUAUCUGGUUCAACAAUUGACAUCAACUUAUGGGGCCCAAUGACAGAACAAAAGGGUCUGGAAUUGAAAAAUAUGUUGACCAAUGAUAGUGUGGUUAUCCUUGCUUUACGUAAUGCUCGUGCUGGCUAUUUCAAUAGGAAGCUUGUAAACAUAACAGCUGCAACAACAUUACAUAUCAACCCAAGUUUUCCAAAAGCAGAGCUUCUAACAUUAAGAGGAAAGGACCCUUUGCUUGUUGUACCCUUUGUUGCAGAAACUAUCCACAUAGAUGGCAAAUAUACUAGAAUGACAAUUUCUUCAAUCCCUUGCCCACUGAUAGUCAAUGGAAGGCCUUGCAAGAAAAAAUGUACACAGCAAGCUGAUGAUUCUUGGUUCUGCUCUAGAUGUCAAAUGAGUAUGCAAGACUGUGAUUAUAGUUACCUCUUUCCUCUAAAGUUGCAAGAUGCCAUAGGUACUCUAUGGGCCACUGCAUUUGAUGAAAGUGGGAAUCACUUGCUACAAAAAACUACAAGACAGCUCUAUGCACUACAAAAUGAUGCAACAACAAUAGAGACACCUUCCUCAGUGAUCAAGAGAGUACUGUCACGUUACUAUUCAUUCACACUGCUAGUUUCUACUAAGACAUACAAUUCAGAAUCCAAGAUGAAAGUGAUGGUCAAUAAAGUUUCUCUUGUUGACUUCAAAGCUGAGUGCCACGCACUGCUUGCAGAAAUUAGCUGCCUAAGUACAGAGACUUAG
Messenger RNA from Cryptomeria japonica (Japanese cedar), 1755 nucleotides. RefSeq names its product replication protein A 70 kDa DNA-binding subunit C-like. Gene Ontology annotation, cellular component: nucleus. Bases 1 to 1755 code for a protein of 584 amino acids. The transcript has 4 exons. Gene Ontology annotation, biological process: DNA replication. NCBI's taxonomy places the organism in Eukaryota, Viridiplantae, Streptophyta, Pinopsida, Cupressales, Cupressaceae. The record is from RefSeq and is a predicted model, not a curated record. Gene Ontology annotation, molecular function: DNA binding.